AUGCCAUACACUGUCUUCAUCUCCGGCGCCAACAAAGGCCUUGGUCUCGGCUUGCUGAAGAGCUACCUCAGUCGCGAGGACACCACAGUCGUAGCCACCGUCCGCGACCCUUCGAGCNNGCGGGAAGCCAAAGCUCUGCAUGAGAUCUCCAAAGGCCACAAAACCAACCUGAUCAUUGUCAAAGUGGAAGCACGUUCCGACACCGACUGCCUCUCCGCCAUCUCCAGCAUCAAAGACCAAGGCAUCAACCAUCUAGACCUGGUGAUUGCAAACUCUGGCUUCUAUGACCCUCCCGCCGAGCCACAGGUCGCCCACAUCACUAGCAAAGCAUUGUUGGAUAUAGUCGAUGUGAAUGCCAUGGGCUGGGUUCGACUCUUCCAGGCAUCUCUGCCUUUGCUUNNCCAGAAAGCUGAAAAGGGUGUUUUUGCUUACAUGUCUUCGCUUGCGGGAUCUAUUGCCACUACUGGCGAUAUACCUUUCCCUGUGGGUAUUUAUGGUGCUUCCAAGGCUACUGCCAAUUUCUUGGUUAGAAGGGCGCAUCAGGAACAUCCUGAGUUGGUUAUNUUUGCGCUGCAUCCUGGAGCUGUCAAGACUCCUGGUGCUAUGCAGGUUAUUGAGAGUAUGGGUAUGACUGAUGCUCCUCCUGGUUUCUUCAUUGACUUGGAGACAAGCAUUGAUGGCAUGGUAAAGACUCUUGACAAUGCAACCAAAGAGGAGACUUCGGGCAAGUUUUUGGCCUUCGACGGGUCGGUUGUGCCUUGGUAA
This is a messenger RNA of Aureobasidium vineae, 765 nucleotides long. The record is from the annotation of a GenBank genome assembly. NCBI's taxonomy places the organism in Eukaryota, Fungi, Ascomycota, Dothideomycetes, Dothideales, Saccotheciaceae.